Molecule: messenger RNA, 1104 nt
Organism: Phlebotomus papatasi
Lineage: Eukaryota; Metazoa; Arthropoda; Insecta; Diptera; Psychodidae
Exons: 4
Coding region: 1-1104 (367 amino acids)
Source: RefSeq, a predicted model, not a curated record
AUGGCAAAACCUUUAUCAAAUUCAGUUCCAGCCUUUGGCUUGGUUUUAUAUGGAGCUAACAGCGUAAUUUCACAUACCAACGCAAAAAUACGCUGGGAACAUGUAGUAAGAGAACUACGGCAAAACAACAUUGAUGUUGUUGGCAUUCCAACGGAUGGUGAUAGUCGCUAUCUGAAAGCCAUGAGACUUCAAACAGAAAUCAGGUCAAAUUUAGCUUACUAUGCCAUUAUUAAAAUGACCGCCAAAGAUCUUCACUAUAUUCAAGAUCCAGUCCAUGUCUUGACAAAACUUAGAACAAGGCUCUUAAAUGAAAAUGUGUCAAUUAUUAUUGGCAGUAAAAUUGUUGAUCUAGAUUGUCUAAGAAAACUAUUAGAUAUGCCCAAAGAUCUCCACGGUUUGAAUUUAACUGACAUUUCACCAGCAGACAAAAUGAACUUUAAAUCCUGCGAGAAAUUGAUUCAUGAUGACGUAACAGAUAUCCUCGAACAAACUUUUCCACAAAGCAAAGCGUUAGUAAUGUAUUUGAAAAUAAUGCGACUAAUUUAUGACAGUUUCCUCGCUAUAGGAAAAACAGCUUUGGAAAGAAUCUUCACAAUUACAAGAGUCGUUUAUUCGUUGAGAAUCUGGAGGGAUUGGCUGGUAAAAAAUCGUAAAAAUGGCCUGACUUUAAAAAAUUUUAUAACUACCAAUUCAUAUAUGUGUGUAGAAAUGAACGCGAUUUCCCUGAUUGAAGUAGUACGCAGACUCAGGGACAAUAAUCAAGAAGACUUGCUCGAUGUUUUUCACCGAGUUCGAAGAAUUGAGCUACAAAGCGAAAUUACGAAUACAUUAAAAGAUAAAGGAUUUUCUUUCCCAUCGAAUUCGAGAGCAUUCGUGAGUCAAACAACUAACAACUUAGAAACCUUACCAUCACAUGACCAAAUAAUUAAAUUUGUGGACUACGCUCGAAAAGACGAACCGAAGGAUAAGAAUGAGCAGGAAUUUCCACCAAGGACUCUCACUCUGCAUGAGCUCGAGGAUCCCUUUUCUGACAGGAAUAUUAAAUUAAAAAACUACGCAGAUAAGAAUGAGUUGAAGUUGAGGAAUUCCAUUCAGUUAUCUUGA